Endocarpon pusillum Z07020 is the source of this 1674-nucleotide messenger RNA. RefSeq lists its product as uncharacterized. The coding region runs from base 1 to 1674 and encodes 557 amino acids. Gene Ontology annotation, molecular function: ATP binding; protein serine/threonine kinase activity. Gene Ontology annotation, cellular component: preribosome, small subunit precursor; cytosol. Gene Ontology annotation, biological process: maturation of SSU-rRNA; protein phosphorylation. The record is from RefSeq and is a predicted model, not a curated record. NCBI's taxonomy places the organism in Eukaryota, Fungi, Ascomycota, Eurotiomycetes, Verrucariales, Verrucariaceae. The transcript has a single exon.
AUGGCUACCCACGAUAGUAAUACCCAUGGUCUUGCGGACGGGCAAAGGCCUACUCACACAUUCAUCCCUCACCAAGGUUACGUCAGAUCUGAGGAGGAGGACGGUGGCGUACCAGUUAGGCCUCCCGCUGCGCGAGAUGACGAUCAGAUUGAAGAUGAGCACCAAGAUGACUUGGAUGAUAUUUUCGACGAAGAGGAUGUCGAUGAAGAAGAUUUGUUGGCAUCAAAUCCAGGCAAUCUAACUAAGUAUUACAACAGACAAAGACGGUUACACGAGGCAGCCACUGAUCUAAAUGGCCCCAAGUCAAAAGCCCCGAAGAGCAAUCCUCAGAAGCCGACUGCAAAUACCUUCGCCUCUGUGGAUGAUCAUAUUGCAUCACUUUCCAAGCAUGCCUCAAAACUGAAGCUGGAUGUCAAGCAAUCUGGACUUGCAACCGGCCAUGGUCGUGGAGCUGAGAAGAGUGACCGUGCUACUUCGGAGCAAGUGCUGGAUCCGAGGACUCGUAUGAUACUACUACAGAUGAUAAACCGCAAUGUUGUGGCAGAAGUACAUGGAGUCAUUUCCACCGGCAAAGAAGCCAACGUGUACCAUGCAAUCUCUUCAUUAGAGGAUGGCACAGAAGCCCACCGAGCGAUAAAGGUGUAUAAGACCAGUAUCCUUGUCUUCAAGGAUCGGGACAAAUAUGUUACUGGGGAGUUUCGCUUCCGAUCAGGGUACAAUAAAAGCAACAAUCGUUCCAUGGUCAAAGUAUGGGCUGAGAAGGAAAUGCGAAAUCUCAAGCGGAUUCACUCGGCGGGGGUACCCUGCCCUGCGCCUCUAUAUCUCCGCUUGCACGUCUUGGCCAUGGCCUUUAUUGGCGACAGGAAAGGUGUGCCUGCUCCAAGACUCAAAGACGUAGAAUUUGCCGGAUCAGAUUCUGCCCAGCGAUGGCGAAGGGUAUACAUUGAGCUUCUGGCCUACAUGCAAACCAUGUACCAGGUCUGCAGAUUGGUGCAUGCCGAUUUGAGCGAGUACAAUGUCCUAUUCUAUGAUGACAUUUCCUGGAUCAUCGAUGUUAGCCAGAGUGUUGAACACGAUCAUCCAAGAAGUUUGGAGUUCUUGAGAAUGGAUAUCAAGAAUGUCAACGAUUUCUUCAGAAGAAAAGAAGUUCAUGUCCUAAGGGACCGACGUGUUUUCGACAUCAUCACUACAAGCUCAAUUUAUCAAGAUUUGGCACAGACCAAGGAAUCAAUUGACAAGAUCAUGGCAACUCAAGUCGAAAAGGAGGACGGUGAGGAUGAGGCUGACAAUGAAGUAUUUCGAAACCAGUUUAUUCCUCAGAGCCUGCAUGACGUCCAUGACCUUGGAGAAGACGUCGAGCAACGAGGAGAAGAUAGAAGGAAUGAUACGAUGUACAAGGGUCUUCUUGCUGAUGAAAUAUCACAGCGACCUGCUCAGGACGACUCGGAUGGCAACCUUUCAGGGCCUGACAACGAGAGCGUCACUGACUCUGAUGAACAGUCUGGUUCAGACUCUGAGACGAAGACACCAAGAGGUAAACGAUUCCAAGACAAAGAGGCUAAGAAGGAACACAAGAAACAGGUCAAGGAAGAGAAAAGAGAAAAACGAAAGGACAAAAUGCCGAAGCAUAUCAAGAAAAAAUUGGUGAGCUCAACUUCGAAGCUUAAACAUUAA